AUGAAGAUGUCUGCAGUAUUCGCAAUCUUUAUGAUAAUGGGUAUAUUAUCAACCUCAUCAAGAGCUCAAGCUCCAGCAGCAACACCAAAAAUUGCACCAGUUCCUGUUGCUUCACUACCAACUGUUGCACUCGCACCAGUACCAGCAGUUUCAUCACCAACACCAUCCCCAUCAGUAGCACCGGUUACAUCACAAACAGCUUCACCAACAUCUGCUCCCACUCCAUCUACAAUGUCUCCAUCACCUGACAGUAAUUUAACUCCAGCUGCUGCCCCUGUCACACCAGCUGCAGCUCCAGGUCCCGAAGCGGAUGGUAUACUUACUGAUGCAUCAAGUGCUCACAGAUUCGUUGCUGUUGGAUUUGCUUUUGUUGGUAUCUUUGUUGCUUCUGUUUUCUUAUUCUAA
Papaver somniferum (opium poppy) is the source of this 405-nucleotide messenger RNA. RefSeq names its product mucin-1-like. The record is from RefSeq and is a predicted model, not a curated record. The coding region runs from base 1 to 405 and encodes 134 amino acids. The transcript has a single exon. NCBI's taxonomy places the organism in Eukaryota, Viridiplantae, Streptophyta, Magnoliopsida, Ranunculales, Papaveraceae.